Molecule: messenger RNA, 2067 nt
Organism: Suillus paluster
Lineage: Eukaryota; Fungi; Basidiomycota; Agaricomycetes; Boletales; Suillaceae
Exons: 9
Source: RefSeq, a predicted model, not a curated record
GAAUCUUCGGAGCAUCCCGACUAUCGUCAAAUCGCGUCUUUUUUUCUAGGCUGGGUCUUUAUUUGCAGUCUCCUAUGCAUCGGGACCUCGCCAGUGAUGUGUCACCUGUAUCGAAAAUGCACCAGGGCCUUUGAUCAAGACCUGCAGCUAGAGUCCGCCUUUCGCAAUGAACAUGGCGCUCUUUGGAAGAAUUCUGAGAAGCAUCUAGAAACCCUUUUGGGGGGUGAUCGAGGUUCCAGCAUAAAUUCAUUGGAAGAUGAAAACUCUGUGCUAGUCCUGCUGCUUUCUCUUUGUUUCGCGUUCGCGAGCGUGGCCCACUUUUCAUCCUUACUGUCGUUCAAUUCCAGCAGUGGAUCUUCUGUUUGUGCAUUUGUCGUUGCCUUAGGAGGAUUUUCUGCAGCCUGUGCUCGUCUCAUGGGUCUGAUCGUCUUAAAUCUUGAUCUACGAAAAUUCGAGCUGUGGCGGUGGGAAAUAUAUCUGGCUUGGUCUUGGUUAUUUGUUGGUGGUGGUUUUGUGGUUGCAACAUAUGCCACUAGCGUUGGAACAGUCGCAUAUGUACUACAGCUCGGAACGUACUUGUGCUACAGGACAAGCUACCUUCCCACCGCCUUGACCAUGUCCUUGAUGCUCGUGACCCUAGAGCUCUACAUAAUCGGCAGACUGUUGUCCUUUAUUGCUCCGCCAUUCCUCGAGUUCAAGCACAGGAUUGGAGCAAUAACGGAUACGAGAGUUCUUCGCGCGCUAUCGCUUUUGCUCUUCGACCUCUUGACUUUGGUACCCGGAGUCAAGUCGAUCGACAUCAUCGGUGAAUUUGUUCCAUUCAGUAUAGGAGCUCUUAUUGUGCUAGCAACGUUCCAUAAACGUCGAAGGAGCCCGAUUCUUGGCGAACCAAUACCUGUACCCAUGAGCCUUGAUUGUUCAACAGCUCCCACCAUUCGAGUGUCGAUGCCUCCCAGACGCACCGCACAAAUUCAUAUCCCUGGCCAUCCGUUCGCUGCCUCGACGGACUUCCCAACCACUCAGACCUACCGUACAUCUGUUGCGUCGUCAAUAUCAUCUAGUCUUUAUAGUUCCAACACUGCUGCUCGUAGUUGCCAGACCGAUGUGGUCGAGAUUGCCUCGAGAUUAAGGUACACCCAAUCUCGCCCCCAUUUACUCGAUCCGGUUGAGACCUUCAGUUCAUCGGUUUCAAUCUAUGGUCAUGACGAGGCUGUGGAGGAGUACACCAAGACCCGUUCCGCGCCACCAUCUGAUGCUGGUCGUAUUCUACUUAACCAGAAUGAGUACGCACAAGACUUAGAGCGCCAUCAAGGUCCACCUAGCCGUGACGGUCUCCCCAUCAGGCCACACAUCAACAUCACUACUUCACAACUGCUGCUGCCCCCUGCGGCGCAGACGUCUCGGCCAAUAUCUGCCGAUUCAGUGGCGUACGGGUCUGAUAUCAUCCAGCCAUUCGGCUCCCGUGGCAGGGUGGAUGUGACCAAGAGACGGUCUCAGCGCUCCCGUAGCAGCACACUACCAGGUGCUCCUGUGACUCCCUCCGACGAAAAGUCUUCGUCUUCGGAGCACCGACAUGACCAGUGGUUGACGUUUGGGCAGAGCAGUCUAUCACCUACCAGGCGAAGUACGUUUGGCAACCAGUCUCUUCUAUCAUUUCUUCCCCAGCCAUCCCCUACAGAACAACUGGCCGCCAGUGUUCCAUAUUCUUCAAAAUUACUCACACAGAGCACCUUCGGAGAGCAGUCUUUCAAUGCUCUUAGUCCUGCUGGAUCCCGAAGAUUUUUUGGUAGACUUCCAUCGCUGAAAGUGCAGGAGGAAGCGGCAGAAGAUAACAGCCUCAUUGAUCCUUCCAUCCCGGCAUUCGUAACGUACCGUCGUGCCCCUCCAGCUGCCAGUGGAAUACGCAUUCGUGGACCACGUCCCCCUCCGAGGGUAUUUUGGCACUCGAACACUACACCAACGAGUUCUUUUGGUGUAACUGAGAUUAACGGCUCCAACACGCUCAGUUUACAUACCACUUUUGACGAGUUUACUUACACUCCUUUCGUGCCAUUGGCGGCACGGUAA